Molecule: messenger RNA, 3013 nt
Organism: Gasterosteus aculeatus aculeatus (three-spined stickleback)
Lineage: Eukaryota; Metazoa; Chordata; Actinopteri; Perciformes; Gasterosteidae
Biological process (GO): regulation of transcription by RNA polymerase II
Molecular function (GO): DNA-binding transcription factor activity, RNA polymerase II-specific; RNA polymerase II cis-regulatory region sequence-specific DNA binding
Source: RefSeq, a predicted model, not a curated record
CCUUGAUAUGUUAUCGCGAGAUUUAGAAUUUACGCGAGACUUGACGUCAUAGACACCAACCUGCUAGCUGGACGACGGCUCGCCGCAUCUUUGAAUGUGACUACAGCGCGUUCGUGGAUUAACGGUCAGCCAGAGACUGUAUUUAACCACCGUGCGUGGAAACACAGUGGACCUGCUUGUUUGGUUGCCUCAAAUGCAAGAACACAGUUGGCUUCAGUGCUAAAAAAAGAACGGGCUAUCAUCACCAACACAGGCUACGCUUCGUUGGCUCCCUUGUUUGCACGUUAGCUUGUAAUGCUAACGCUAGCUAACAACGCCACUGAAUGACAUCACGUUAAGUCACAGCAUGUUUUCUUCUCGCUAGCAAGAAGUUGAACUGCAUGUUCGUAAACUAUGCCAACUGACGGUUUUAAACCGCAUUGCUACUAACCGUAGCGGUAGCUCGUCAGAUAAAACCGGGACAGCCAAGCUUCAAAUGUGACACCGGAGAGACCCGACUAACGCCCAGCGAGAUGCGUUAUCGAAGCGGCUUGCUGUUCUAGACAACGCCGGCUAAUGGAGAUGGCCCAGCCGCGUUGACAUGGCAACAACUCAUGGCACUCCGCCGAUGCAAGGGCAGAGGCGUGCACGGUGCUAGCGGCGUUAGCCACAUCUUCCCUCUGCUGUCCUCGGAGGAUCCCCGCGCAGCUGAACCGCGGUGUCGGUCGGACGUGGAUUCCAAAGCGUCGCCGCCGCCGAAACGAAAGCGCAUGGAGGCCGCGAGGGGCGCGUUCCACGCGCAGCUGGCCGCCGUCAUGGACUCGCUGCUGGCGGCCGCCGUGUGCGAGAUCGCCAAGAUCUUCGAGAGCAGCCUGUGCGAGCAGCAGGCGGAGCUGGCGCACAAAACGGACGAGAUCUGCGUCCUCCGGGGCGAGCUGGAGAAAGCGGGGAGGAGGCAGAGGGCGAAGGGCGGAGGAGUAGAAGGCAGCGAGGAGGUGGAGGUGGCGUCCGGGGACAGAGAGGGAAGUUCGAGGCAGCAGACCCAGGCAGGAUCAGGCUGUAUUUUAAAGGAUUCGUCUUCUCUUUCAAACCGAGUAGAAGGACUCAGUCAGAGCCUCAGUGGGCUGAAAGAAGAGGUCACAGGCCAGAGCGACGCGUCAAUAAAACACGAGCGUGCUGUACCUCGAGCUUCACCCGAGUUUACCACAGGCCGAGUCCCAGACGGAAGCCUCGCUGCUGGGGACCUGAGGCAGACGGAGACCCUCUCUGGCACACAAGCCAAAGCCAAAUUGUCUCAUUGGGAUGAGGGUGGUGCUGAACACAGAUCUCACCAGGAUCAAGCCUCCACCCCUUUUCUCUCAAUCUCCCAGAGCGGACGUUGCUCCCCGGGGCCCGACCCAAGCCCAGCUCAACCAGCGCACUGGCCGCCGGGGUUAAGCGCCACACGAGGCGGGGUGUCCGGCCUGGAGAACCUGCAGAUGGACGGCACCAUCUGCUCCGGUCCGGCCAGCAGCAGCACCGGCACGGACGGGUCCUGCUUCCGACCGGGUUUCGUCUCUGACGAGACCAGCAACGAAGACGACGACGACGGCGGCUCCUUCCCUUACCUGGACCAGGAGCCUGAAAACCACGACUCCAAUCAGAACGCGGCGCAGGGCCACGGCGGGGGGCCGAGGGGGGCUCGGCAGGUUCAGCUUCCAGCCCCCUCCGGAGAAUCCCCGUGGAGGCCCAGAGAUGACCGGGGAGGGAGAGGCUCCGUCAAUCACCCGCGGCGGCUCGCUGCUUUUGGCGGCAGAGACCCUCUCCGACCACAGCCCAACGCACUGCGACACACCAACGCCCUGAGCCACCCCGCCGCUCCCGGCGGAGGGAGCGGACGGCCGUACACCUGCCCGUACUGCACCAAGUGCUUCACCUACCCGUCCCACCAGCGCAGACACCUGCUGCGCCACACGGGAGUCCGGCUGCAUCCCUGUCAGUUUUGCGACAAGAGCUUCCUCACCCCCUCGGAGCUCACCGUGCACACCCGCACACACACAGGGGAGCGGCCUUUUGGCUGCGCUCAGUGCGGUAAGCGCUUCGCCCGCAGCGGGAACCUGAGAGCCCACCAGCGAGACGUUCACAUGGGGAAGAGGCCCUUUGCCUGCGGGGAGUGCGGGAAGAGGUUCGCCCACAGGGGGAACCUGAGGGUGCACAAUCACAGAGUCCAUCAAGGAGAUCCGUACUACAUGGAGGAACAGCAGGAGCCCGACUUGGGCCCGAAUCCCAUUUGAAAAUAACCCAAGACAACAAGGACUGUGCACUUUAAAUGAUUUCUGAACACUUAAAACAGGUUGAAAGUAUUAGGUUUUAUUUUUUAAUUUCAUCUUGGGGGGAAACAAAGAUUAACUUCCAUUACUUCUUAUAAUAGGUACUUCUUUGAGGUCUAAUUGAAGUGUUUUCAAUACCAUGGGUCACAGUUCAGGGGAGAGCUUUGCAUUGGACUCAAUAAUUCAUGAAAGAGUAAUAAUCUCUACUGUAUAUUAAAUAACUUUUCUCCUAAUGACUAUCCGCUAAUGUUCUUCCAUAUCACGGAAAAGUCACUGAACAUAUCUGAGCACUGUUUCAUUGUUAAAACUUUCCAAAAGCCAAUUAAGAAAGUCCUGUUCCCUUUAAAGUCGUGUUUAUGUGCUGCCCAUCUCUUUGUGGUGUAAAAAGGAAACAUGUUAUUGCAAGUUGUACAUAGGAACUGUGUUUAAUUUGACAUUGUUUUGCAAGGUGAAAUUAAAUAUGUAUGACAAGACCAUUGUUAUUUUUAAUUCAGAAUCAUCGUUCAGCACAAGCCAACAUUAUUGCACUACUCCACAGCAGACACCAGGGGGCAGUGUCGACGCGCUAAAGACUGACGGAAUUGGACGUGCAUUGCAAAUAGAUUUGUGAUAAGUGUUGCAGUCAGCAUGUUUAAUCAUGCGUCCUGUAUUUGCAGACCUUUUUCCCUGAUGUAUGCGCCGCCAUGCCACUACAAGAAUGUGCUUAUAAAGCAAAAUCUAAAUGA